GGCACUUCCAUUCCGAGAGCAUUUAAUUAUUCUCCUAGUUCAAUAACGAACAUACUGACUCGUCAUCUGCCUACAGCCUGGUUCCAACCUCUAUUCACCGCUCCUUGACAACCUCAGUUGCAGCAACCUAGUCUCCCGUUACACACGACCCCCCACUCAAAUCAAGCCACAAUGGGGAAUUCACCAUGGGGUUACGAGGCAUAUCGUGAUUUUAUGAUGUGUGUUUGGGAAGUUGGGAACUUCUCAGGCAGCCAAAUGGACGAGAUCGUCAAGAAGUUGCAUACCAUGGGUCAUGGCUUCACUCGAGAAGCAAUGAGGCAACAUGCCCAGAAGAUGGUUAGAGAAAAGAAUAAAGGAACCAAUCCCAAGACCGCUUCUGAUUCUGGAAACUCCGGAUCUCCAGCCAAGCCACGCGGCAGGGGUGGUCGCCCUAAAAAGUCCGGCGUCAAACCCAAAGCCAAGCCCAGUACCAGAGCUGGUACCAAGCGUGACGUCUUUAUGAAUGAUGACGGCGAGGAUGACGAGGAGGUUAAGACUCUCAGAAAGCGUGUCAAGAAGGAGAACUCCACCCCCAACACGAGCCAGUUGGAUGACGAGUCUAAACCGUCACCUAUGUCUACGCUCAAUUCCCCUUUCGUACCCUCCACCCAGAGCAAGAACGACAUUGGAUCCCCAGCUAUGACAGAAUACGAGGUCUGAAGAGAUGAGUCUUCAACAUCUCUUGGCGAACGCGAAUUGGAGCGAUGAUUUGCUUUACCAUGCGGCGUUUUAUCUACUCACCACACUAAUUUGGAGGCUGAAUGAAUCCGCGAUAUCUUGAAUUUGCGAGACUCAAGAUUUGUUUUCCUUCGUCUUUAGCGUUGACUUUGAGGGUGUUUCGGUGUGUUCCGUUCGGCGUCUCUGAUUUCCAGAAUGCCAUAUGGCCUUGUCAGACAAUGAUUUAUCGAUGAUUUCUUACGCCAUUGCGAAGAUUUAUCAUUCACUACCUACCUAUAUGGUAGAUGUAUGCAGAUGCGAUUGAUUUAUACGUCCUCGGACUUUUCAAUUGAACAUGCGAUGAUUUACACAUGUUUUCCCGAUAUGUUUUUAUCUCCGUUUCUAUUAAAUUGUUCCACCUAUGAGUAGUAGAAGUUCCUCCACGAUAGCCUCGUUGGUGGAAUAUACAUUGACCUUAAUCGUAUCGCCCCGUCCCGCGCAUGCUAGCCAUCAGCAUGGAUCUAAUUCCUAUUCCCCAAUUAGGCUUUCCAAGUGGCUCUGACUCGCGUGUAUGGGUCCUGAACUAAUGCCGUGAUCGUCAUAUCUAGAAGUUA
Messenger RNA from Hypoxylon trugodes, 1310 nucleotides. RefSeq lists its product as uncharacterized. The transcript has 3 exons. The record is from RefSeq and is a predicted model, not a curated record. Lineage: Eukaryota; Fungi; Ascomycota; Sordariomycetes; Xylariales; Hypoxylaceae. The coding region runs from base 172 to 699 and encodes 175 amino acids.